Messenger RNA from Xiphophorus maculatus (southern platyfish), 4670 nucleotides. RefSeq names its product FYN binding protein 2 (gene fyb2). The record is from RefSeq and is a predicted model, not a curated record. NCBI's taxonomy places the organism in Eukaryota, Metazoa, Chordata, Actinopteri, Cyprinodontiformes, Poeciliidae. Gene Ontology annotation, molecular function: protein binding. Gene Ontology annotation, cellular component: plasma membrane. The transcript is spliced from 20 exons. Bases 343 to 3360 code for a protein of 1005 amino acids. Gene Ontology annotation, biological process: integrin-mediated signaling pathway; T cell receptor signaling pathway; protein localization to plasma membrane.
AACUAUCCGAGAGUCACCGAGUUACGUUAAUCUGAGCCAGACCCGUUUGUCGAGCUAGACUGUUUUCUUCCACAUGACGAGUGAGUUUUUCAACUCCAACCUUGUUCCAGCCCAGAAACCAUAUUCUGCGCGCGUCCUGGACGCACAAAGGGACGCAUUGUGGGUCUGAAUACAGAAAGCAGCCUAACAUCUCGAUUUUCUUUUUUUAAAAUAAUAAACCUUUACUACAAUCGCCGCCAGAAUGCGAGACUGAAGAAGACAAUUAUUUGGUUCAUUCUGGAGAUUUUUUCUCUCUCUCUCGGUUUUUUUUUUUGGGGUGGGGGGAGGAUUUAAAACCUCGCGAUGGAUGAGCAAGAGGGUCCGUUAGACUUCCAGGCGCUGAGGGCCAAGUUCCAGGACAAAGAAUUCCUGCUGGGGCCACCAAAGCCCAAACCUGUUGUUGCUGAGAAACCAAAGGUCAUCCCUCCUCCCCUUAGCCCCACUCAGCACCUUCCGCCAGGAGCACGCCCCUCCCUGCUCUCCUCCAUCAACCAGGCCUUGGAAUCAAAGUCGGUUAAUUCCCCCAGAGUGAUAUUCAAGGAUGAGAACAAGGACAACAAGAAGAUUUUUAUCCAUGGUAACUCAAAACCCAAAGACAAAUCUGACGGGAAGACGAAGGAAAGCAAGGAGAAGCUGAAUGAAAACUCAUCGGAUCACAAGGAGAAGAACGGAAAGAAGCCUCCGUUCUUUGGGACACAGAAGGAGAGCACAGCCGAGCUGGUGCCAGCCUUGCCUCCUCCGAAGUCCAAAACACAGAGGAAGAAGAAUAUUCUUGGUUUCAUAAAAUCUUCCAAGAAGGAUCCAGCAGCGACCUCAGCUGACUCAAUCCUAGACUCUACGAACGUGAACCUUCCUGGACCCACACCGCUGAUCCCAUUGGCUUCUGAUGCUGACGAGGAGGAGUCUAUAUACUUGGUACCUAGGCAGAUCCCACGAAAGAUCACCAUCCCUGAAUCCAGCGCUGCGGUGGACCUGACAACCCUCUCUCCAAUUCCCGACCCUCCCGACUUCUCUCCUCCACCUGCCAUGAUCCCAGCUACCCCAGCUUUCAAAAUCCCACCCCCACAGAGUGAAACCCCACCUCAGAUUGAAAGUCCUGCUUCGUCAGUUUCUGACCUGCCCAGCCAAAACAAAAUUGUUCCCAUUCCUUCCAUUGAUGCUCCCCCUCGCCCAAUCAUUCCUGCUCCCUCUCCUCCACUUGCUAAUGCGCUCUCUCUUACCGUUGCAACUCCUUCCCCUCCAACCGUUGUGACUCCCUCCCCUUCAGAUACCGUGGAUCCUUCUCCUCCACCCAGAGCUACAGAUGCCCCACCCAGAGCUAUUUUCUCUCCUCCACCGAGUUUUGCCAACUCCGAUCCUUUUCCCGAGUUCUCUGCUCCCUCCACCGAGCUUCAGGCAGUAGCUGGUUCUGACGUGGAGGUGGCUCUUCCAGCUGCUGUAGAAGCGAUGGACUCUACUCCUUCCAAACUAGAACGUCCCAUCUCUGCCCUGUCCGCCCUGGGGAGGGCGGAGGACAUGAGUACUGGGAAGAGAACCCCUCCGAGUGACCCGAGGAUCUUAAGCGCUCUGGAGAAGGCACGCAAGAAGGCCGCCAGCCCCAUGUCUAGCCCCACUCCUCCACCCAAAGUCUUUCCUUCUCACCUGGAUCCCGCCCUCAGCGAUGCAGAGUUUCCGCCCUUCGAGGAUGAGGGAAAGAAACUCCCGUCGAUUAAAGCAGAAGUUAACUUCCCUGACCACAGGGCAGCUUCUCCGGCAUUGCAAAGCCUCACGGAGGAGGGGUCCAACCCUCCCCUAGUUGCGGUUGCGGUUGCGGCUCCUCCACCCAGAGGGGUCCUACCAGACCGAGAGACUUUGGCUCCGGCGCCAGAGAAACCUAAAAGACCUCAGUCUGCCAACUUGAGCCAGUUCAUCCCCCCUCCUCCUAUUAUACCUGAAGAGAUUCCGGUUCCACUUGAGAGUUUAGAGGCCGAAGCCACAGACGUACCAGGAUUUGACGAUUUGGAGGAUGCCUACAGCCCAGAGCUGCCGGUGUCCCGAUGUGGGACUGAGGAGCACACGGGUACCGACGUUCCAGACAAACCAACCCAGUCAGAGUUUUAUGGCAACGGGAUAACUCAUCCAGAAACAGAGGUCCAAACUAAGACAGCAUAUGGAGAAAUUAAGCUGGACAGUCCUCUGCAGGAACAAUCCCUAAAACCCACUGAGGACCCUCAAGCACUACUCCAAAACAUUAUGUACGAAAGCAACGACGACGUGUACGAAUUCAUCAACGUCAGCUCCAGCAAAAAGAAGGCGAAGAGCAGCAAUGGCAAGAAACGCAAAGGGGCCCCACAAAAUCCAUAUGUCGAGACGGGACAGGAAACGUUUCGGGAGAAAACCAAGACGAGCAGGUUCGGCAGGAGCGAGAAGAAGCACGCCUCAGACAAGCCGGAUGAGAAGGAGCUGAAAAAGAAGGAGAAGCAGCGGCUGGAGAAGGAGAAGAAGGAGCUGAAGGAGAAACAGGAGCGGGAGAAGAAGGAGCAGAAGGAGAGGGAAAAGAAGGAGAAUGAGAUGAAGAAAAAAUUCAAUGUCACAGGGCAGGAGGAAGCCAUGUACCAGGCAAAGGUAAAGGUCACCGCAAAGGGCCGUAAGCACGAUCUGCCCGUCAAGAGCGGCGACGUCAUCAGCAUCAUCCGAACCACCGAGUGCCCCAAGGGGAAGUGGCUGGCCAGGGACAGCUGCAACACCUAUGGGUACAUUCCCGUGGAUCACGUGGAGAUGGACUUCAAGGAGAUUUUGGAGCUGGGAAAGAAGACUCCCCGCAACAGCGCCAUCAUCGAGGCCGAAGCCGCCACGGACAGCAUGGUGCUGAAUCACUUCAGUCGUUCGCCGGGAAGCUUCUCGGACGACAGUGAGGAGUGGACCGGUGACGACGAGACGCUCUCACCCAACCCUGAAGCUUCUGACCAGUUGCCGGGGGUUCACACACGGACUAUCUCCAUGCCAGAGAUGGGAAACCAGGACCUCGACGUAAACCACCAGCACAGUCACAGUGACAUGAGCGAAAACCCUCAGAUCCAAGCGAGGCAAGAAGCACUUUACAAGUUGGUGACAUUCUUCAGCACACCGAAAUCUGCGCAUCCGACUCCAAAUGAGCCCGAACCAGAAAGGAGGAGUCCUACACCUGUGCAGGAAGAAGCUGCUAGUGCGCCACAGGAAAGUUCAACUCCCGAGACAGAGUUUGACCCUUCAGCCGUCAUUUUACCUCCUCCUGACAUGUACGCAGACUCCAUGCUGGAUUCAUCGCUGUACAGCGAGCCAGUCAAAAAUCUCCCACGUUGACCAGGAUCUUCCUGCCGUGGCAAGCCGCAGCCAUGUGACCCUUUGCCAAGAAACGACAUCUUCCCGACUUCAAUAUUUAUCUGAGAACUGCAACCAUGGAUCAAUACACUGAGGAGUGAACCAGCGUCUAGGCAAAUGGAUAUGUUACUGCUGUUCCUUGAAGAUGUUGGUAGGAGGAUUCUUUACGUUGGACCUAGAUGGAGUCUUCUUUUCUCAAGAGAGAGCAUAAAAGCAACAAUAACAACUUUACUGACCGACACAGACUGGGCAAUACCAGAAAAGUACAACUUGUGGCGGAAGUAAAGGAUUAAUUAAACUGCAGUUUUUCUACUUUCCUAUGCAAACUAAGGGAAGUCUUGCAAUCAACUUUUCUUCAGAUUAACCGUCGAUCCAAAGUUGAAUCACAGCUCAAAUAACCCAAGACCCUGAAUCUUUGUUCUUGUCUGCAUGAAGCGUCAAGAAGAGUAGGAUCAUUAUUAUCUACAAAAGUCUCAGGGUUCGCUGCAAGGGACUGAAUAUUUGAAACGAGCUAAGACAUAAAUAACCACCUUUUGUUUCCUCCAACAAUUUAACAGUUUCCACAGAAUUAUCCGGAACUGGUCAGUUUAAUUUCCAAGUGUUUGAAUCACUGUUUGUUUUUUUAACUUUACAUGGAUCUUUUUCUUAAAAAUUCAAAUUUAAAAUUUCAGAUAACCACUUUAGCUUGUUUAAGAGUAUGUAUCUAUUGUUGUUGUGAUAUUUAAAUGAUCACUGAAAAGGAUGGUUUUUUGAAGAGAGAUUCAAUGACGUUAUCAGUAACACCAGUAGUAGAAAAAUGAAUGUAGCGCUUGAAGGUUGCCUGUUUUAGAUUGCAAAAAUUUGCUAAACCUGGGCUAGCUACUAGCUUCCACAUUUCUAUGGACUUAUUCACUUUUCUACAACUCACUGCAAAAUGGCAUCUUUCCAACAAAGGCGAAGGAGAAAUUGCUGAUAACUUCACAGAAACCUCACUUCAAAAAUUCCAGACUGCUCGGUUUACUGCCUUGCAUUACAUAAGAUCUAAGGACUGCGAUUGUUAAAUGUGUAACUUCAGAAUGGCGUUAGCGUGUCUACAGGUCAAACUUUUAGAUAAAAACGUCAACAUCCAGCUUUCUUUUCUAUAAUUUAACGGCUCUGCAGGUGUCCAUGCAGAGCCGGAUACCUUUACAUCGUCCUCACAAGCCGAUGUAAAAACUUAAAUGUGUGUGUAAAAGCUCGGCAGUGGAAAGACACUCGAUGACGACAUUGCUGUUUUUGCAUGUUUAUUUUAAUAAAUACUCCUUAAAGUGCAA